GGUUUUUUUUCACACUGAAUACCAAGCUUGUAGCUGCUUCUCUUUUAUUCAGUUUGAGGCCCAGCGGGUUGAGCUGUGCUCCGUCUGUUUUCUUGUUGGUUUGUUUUGUUUCCGAUGCUCACACGUUGCACAGCACAGGCCUGGACAACAUGAAUGACCAGAACAACACUGAGGAGAUGCAGAGGAUAUUUCAAGAGGCCCCUGCAGCCAGACAGUCUCUCCUGGACAACUACAACAACCUGCACAAGGUAGCCGAGUACUGUGAGAGCAACUACUUACAGGGGGAAGACCAGGCAAAGGCCCUGGAGGAGACGAAAGCCUUCACCACCCAAUCCCUGGCCAGCGUGGCGUACCAGAUCAGCACCCUGGCCACCAGUGUGCUCAAACUGCUGGAUGUACAGACUGACGAGCUGAGCAGGAUGGAGUCCUCUGUGAACCUCGUCACGCAGAUAGUGGAUAUGCACCGGGAAAAGGUGUCCCGGCGGGAAAUUGGUGCAUUCACCACCUCCAAGAAAGUGCAUCGGAACCAGAAAAUCAUUCCGCCCACUAGCCAGGAGCCAAGAGGCAGGUACAUCCGGAAUCCCAUAACCUACUCAUCACUGGACACCGUCGGGCAUGGCGUGAAGGGCACGGGAAAGCAACUGGGCAGAACUGGCACCAUGAACAAGAAGCAGUCAAUAAACAGCAGAGAGGCCCAGGGAACACUGGGGAGGAGUUCUCGAGCCCCUGAACCUGUCCAGUGUCCUGUCGUUCCGUCUCUUUCCCGCGGACCGUCCAUGUCCUCCCUCAAUGACCGUUCGACUGGUUCCAGUUUUGGGAUCGCCGUGCCCUCGCCUUCAGUGCCUGCCUUCAUUGUGCCGGACAUCCCGCCACCUGUCCUGGAGGAGUGUCCGCUGCCCCCUCCCCUGGAUAUGCCCCUCCCUCCCCCAGCCCCUGGUGGGACUUAUAUCCCGCCACCACCUCCGCCAGCCCCCACUAUCCCAUCAGUCCUUGCCCCAGCACCUCUUCCUCCAGCUCCGCCACUCUUAAUAGGAGAGCAUAAUUUCCCUUCACCUGUGAUGUCAGACUUUCUCCCACCUCCAAUGGCUGAUGGCCUACCAGCACCGCCCCCUCUCCCGUCCAAUGGGCUCAGUUCAGAGGUGGAUUUCCAAGCUCCUCCCCCACCCCCAGAGAUGUACUCCGAGUUUGAUGACUGCAGUCCGCCCCCCCCUCCCCCAGUGGAUUAUGAUGAUGGGGCUCCUCCCAAUUACAUGGAAAAGGUGGUUGCGCUGUACGCCUACAACACAGACAAGGCUGACGAGCUCUCAUUUGAAGCGGGGGAGAUUAUUUACGUCAUCAGGAAGAACGCCGAUGGCUGGUACGAAGGAGUCCUGCACGGCGUGGAAGGGUUCUUCCCUGAAAACUACGUGGUGCAGACUAGUUAACAGCGCAGCUUGGAGACCCACAGCAGGGCAAGGGAACUGACCUGCUGGAGAAUGGCAAACAAACUGAGCAGUCAACAAAUCCCGCAGCUCGAUUAAGCAUAUAAAACUAGACUGCGAAAGAAUGUAGUCAGUACACCAACUGCUGGUUUCACAGACCAGGAUUAUUCUUGGUUUACUUUACCUAAAAUAACACAGGGUACUUCAUGCUUAGUGCUAACCAGGGUUUGUGAAACUAGUCGUAAGAAUUUAUAUCACUGUGCAAAGCCAUAGCUUAAAAAACUUUUUGUACAAAAAAAAAAAAAAAAAAAAAACUUUGCAUAAGUAAAACUGGACUUUUCCAAUAUAUUUUAUUUGUUGUUAUGAACUUAUACUAUGAAUUAUGUUUUGUUUGUUUUUUUUUUUUUUAAAAAAGGUCAUUAAGUUAUGUAGGCAAGCAGUACCAUCAGAGAAGAAAGGAGCAAACUGUUAUUAAUGUUUGUGUUAAUUACUAAAUGAGUAAUAAGGAAUGGUGUUCAAUAUGUAGCAAAUUCUGUCCAGUUACUAUUUGCUUUUGGGGUGAUAACAUUAUUUUCUUUCCUAUUUUGCUACAUUCUGCCAAGGGGUAACUAUUUAUUAGUUGCUUAUUAACUAUUGAACAUGCAAUGCAUUUCCUCUGUGCAGUAUUCAUUUUAUUGUCACGCGAUUUACUUUGGGACUAACAUAUAAAUCAAAGGAUAGACAAGGAACUGUGAGACCGUUUGACUGGAUUCAUUUCUUUCAUUUUGUAAAACUUUUGUUGUUGAGAAGCAGAGCCGAUAACAAUAUGUUAUUAAUACCAUUUAAUAUGUCAUAUGUAUUUUAAAUUGUUUGAAUAGGACGUUAACAUUAAUGGAUUAAUGCACUUAGCACCCCCUGGUGGCUGUAAAUUAAAGACAUUCAGAGUUUAUUUAAAGGGAACUUGAGAUUAAAAUGUUCUGCUUUUUAAAUAUAUGAUUCAUUCAUUUUGUAACCCAUUACAUGCAACAGGCAAUUACAGAAAAAAGUAAUGGGCUCAUACAUUACAAAUAAU
Messenger RNA from Polyodon spathula (Mississippi paddlefish), 2472 nucleotides. It is a transcript of the gene abi3a, whose product is annotated as ABI family, member 3a. Gene Ontology annotation, molecular function: SH3 domain binding. Gene Ontology annotation, cellular component: lamellipodium. The record is from RefSeq and is a predicted model, not a curated record. NCBI's taxonomy places the organism in Eukaryota, Metazoa, Chordata, Actinopteri, Acipenseriformes, Polyodontidae.